UUGAAACAGUUGUUAAAGAGAAAGUCGAUCUCCCGACAUUUCAACAUAAAGAUGGCUUCUUUGAGAGCCUCAAAAACGUUGGACUUCCUAAGGAAUCUAAAAAGAUUGGAUAUAGCACAGCUUGGAAUAUGCGGAUCUGGAAGAAGAAAGUUAUCAAAUUAUGCCAAACAGCCAAUCGACAAGAUAGUGAUUGCCAACCGUGGAGAGAUUGCGUGUCGUAUAAUGCACACGGCGAAGAGACUGGGAAUUAGAACAGUGGCUGUGUACAGUGAGGCCGAUCACAAUGCCCUGCAUGUCCACUUGGCUGAUGAGGCUUAUUGUAUUGGACCCCCUGCAGCCAGUGAGAGUUAUCUUCGUCAAAAUACCAUCAUCGAGGUCGCCAAACAUGCUGGGGCACAGGCUAUUCACCCUGGCUACGGUUUCCUGUCCGAAAACACAGACUUUGCAGAAUUAUGUGAGAAAGAAGGAGUCAUAUUUGUAGGACCCCCUGCAUCUGCCAUCAGAGAUAUGGGCAUCAAAAGCACUUCAAAAUCCAUAAUGUCAGCUGCUGGGGUGCCUAUAAUUGAAGGUUACCAUGGUGAUGACCAAUCAGUGGACAGACUGAAACAGGAAGCUGCUCGGAUUGGUUAUCCAGUAAUGAUUAAAGCUGUCCGAGGUGGAGGUGGCAAGGGUAUGCGAAUAGUGAUGACAGAGGCCGAGUUUAACACACAGCUGGAAUCAGCACAGUCAGAAGCCAUGAAGUCAUUUGGAGAUGAUGUCAUGUUGAUAGAAAAAUAUGUGGACACGCCCAGGCAUGUAGAGGUUCAGGUGUUUGGUGAUAAACAUGGAAACUAUGUUUAUUUGUUUGAACGAGACUGCAGCGUACAGAGACGACAUCAGAAAAUUAUAGAGGAAGCCCCAGCUCCAGGAAUUACAGAAGAAGUUCGCAGGUCACUGGGAACAGCAGCUGUUAGGGCGGCCCAGGCUGUCAACUAUGUGGGAGCUGGUACUGUGGAGUUCAUCAUGGACAAGGAUCACAAGUUCUUCUUCAUGGAGAUGAACACACGACUCCAAGUUGAACAUCCGGUUACCGAGAUGAUAACCGGAACUGACCUGGUUGAGUGGCAGAUCCGGGUUGCGAGUGGUGAAACAUUACCUCUAAAGCAAGACGAAAUAAAGUUGACAGGUCAUGCAUUUGAAGCAAGAAUCUAUGCAGAAGAUCCGAACAAUAGUUUUAUGCCUGGGGCGGGUCCUUUGGUACACCUGUCCACACCUGAGGCCGAGCCAGGUGUGAGGAUUGAGACAGGUGUUAGACAAGGUGAUGAUGUGUCAGUUCAUUACGAUCCUAUGAUAGCUAAACUUGUGGUUUGGUCCUCAGACCGGCAGUCUGCAUUAAAGAAAACAGUAUCAGCAUUGCGAGACUAUCAGGUUGUGGGACUGAAAACAAACAUCGAGUUCUUGGUGGACCUAGCAAAACACCCACAAUUCCAAGCAGGAAAUGUGAACACGGACUUCAUCCCUCAGUAUUACGACGAUCUCUUCCCACCCAAAAUAAUGUCAGACAAUGUCAUUUGUCAUGCGGCUGUCGGACUGGUCCUCUGGCAACAAGAGAAACUAAUAACACAAAACCAGUUCACUGAAGAUCCAUUUUCUCCAUUCACCUGGUGUGCUGGCCACCGUAUUAACGAGAUAAUGACAAGGAAGUUGAGACUUUAUGAUGGAGAUACAGAGAUCAAUGUGGAGGUGUCUAACAAUGGCAGCCGUAGUUUCCUGGUCCGGGUUGGUGACGCACAGUACACAGUGUUAGGUCAGUGUGAUCAAACACCCAAGGGUCUGACGCUGACCUGUACCAUUGAUGGUGUCCAGUCCACUACGUCCAUGGUCAGACAGCACAACUCGCUUCAUCUUUUUACCUUGAAUGGAAGUCACGAACUGACGCUUCCCGUGCCCAAGUUUCUCACCCCGGAGGCCAGUAGUGGAGCAGCCAGUGAUGCGGUGGCCCCCAUGCCUGGCGUUGUGGAGAAGAUCUUUGUCCAGGAGGGGUCUGAGGUUGAAGCUGGGGAUCCUCUGGUGUCUAUGAUCGCCAUGAAGAUGGAGUAUAUAAUCCGGGCACCACGGCCUGGCACUGUGGAGAAAAUUCUGUUUCGAGAGGGAGCAUCUGUCAUGAAGGGUUCACAUCUAGUCCACUUCACACAAACUGAAGACCCGGAGGAGGAAGCAGAAUCAAGCUAACUGAGAAGAAAGAACGUAAUUCACCGAGUGAGCUUGAGGAACAGACAUUAGUACACUGAACAAACAGGAUAAUAAAAAUGGUGCAGAGCAAUUAGGAUGUUCAGGUUAUCUCACCGAGUAGACAUGCUUAUGGAAUUGAGCUUGUUGAGCAAGCAGGAUUAUUAUGAUUUAGCUUUUGAGCAAGUAAGGAUCAUCAGUUUACCUCAGUAAGAAGACAGGAUUAUUAAAUUACCUCACUAACGGGAUUUUGAGAAUUGAGCAAGCAGAAUUAUUAAAUUACAUCACUGAGUAGACAGGAUUUUUAGAAUUGCGCAAGCAGGAUUAUUAAAUUACAUCACUGAGUAGACAGGAUUUUUAGAAUUGAGCAAGCAGGAUUAUUAAAUUACAUCACUGAGUAGACAGGAUUUUCAGAAUUGAGCAAGCAGAAUCAGACAAAAUUUGGCUAAUUGAGAAAGCAUUAUUGUCAGAAUUGGAAAUUAGCCCCUCUAAUAAGCUGAUCAUCAGCAUUUAGCUCACUGAACAAGUAGUUAUUAGAAUUUAUCUUUGAAAGUAAGCAGGAUGUUUGACUUGAAUUACAGAACAGGUUCAUCAGAAUUUAUCUCGGUGAACAUGCAUUAUUUUGAGAUUAUGAUUAUUUCCAGAAAGCAGACAUUUGUGGUGAAACUUUAGAUGGGUGAAUUGUUAACUAUAGCUGAGUGUAUUCACUUGGCAUUGUGCAGACCCACACCCAUGAAAUUACCUCAUAACUCAUAUAUAUAUAUAUAUAUAUAUAUAUAGAUAUAUAGAUAGAUAGAUAGAUAGAUAGAU
This is a messenger RNA of Gigantopelta aegis, 3018 nucleotides long. Its product is annotated as methylcrotonoyl-CoA carboxylase subunit alpha, mitochondrial-like. NCBI's taxonomy places the organism in Eukaryota, Metazoa, Mollusca, Gastropoda, Neomphalida, Peltospiridae. The transcript is spliced from 17 exons. Gene Ontology annotation, molecular function: methylcrotonoyl-CoA carboxylase activity; ATP binding; metal ion binding. Bases 52 to 2211 code for a protein of 719 amino acids. Gene Ontology annotation, cellular component: mitochondrion. The record is from RefSeq and is a predicted model, not a curated record.